Molecule: messenger RNA, 5927 nt
Organism: Capsella rubella
Lineage: Eukaryota; Viridiplantae; Streptophyta; Magnoliopsida; Brassicales; Brassicaceae
Product: tRNA ligase 1
Exons: 32
Coding region: 2276-5794 (1172 amino acids)
Biological process (GO): tRNA splicing, via endonucleolytic cleavage and ligation
Molecular function (GO): ATP binding; RNA ligase (ATP) activity
Source: RefSeq, a predicted model, not a curated record
CUCACCUUCUUCCUCGUUUGAGUCAUUUUAUUGCUUUAUUAUUUUUUUCUUCUGGGCAACCACGAUUCUUCUUCUUCCUCAUAUCUUUUUUUUCUUCUUCUACUUCAGUUCAUCAUCAUUAUCUUCUCCUUACUCUUUCAUUCAUCAUCCACUCAUCGUUAUCAUCACCUUCUUCUUCCUAAUCCUCUUCCAUCUACCAUUAUCUUCUCUUUCUUCAUCAUUAUCAUCACCAUCUUCUUUCGAUUUAUGUCUUUUAUUAUCAUAAUCAUCAUCAAUUCAUCAUCUUCUUCGCCUUUCAGAUCGAUACUAGGAGCUCCAUCGUUCAGAUCUCACCGCCCGUUGUGUGAUUCUUCGUUUUCUUGAUGUUUUUAUUUUUUUUUAAGAGUUUUUUUUACCGAAAUAACCGAGUUUUUUUUACCGAACCGAACCGAACCGAACCGAACCGAACCGAACCGAAGUCAUUUUCGGUUAGUUUCGGAAGAGUAUUCAUUUUUCGAAUUAACCGAAAAACCGAGAAACCGAAACCGAAACACCCGAAAAAACCGAAGUCGCAGGCCUAACUAAAAGACUAAACCUCGCCGUAAGCAUAAGGGAUCAUAGGCGAGCUUAACUUCACACGACGGUAGAUCAGAAUCGGUACUCGCGCUGAAGGUUCCAUCGCCACCACGGUUUUCAGUAGCUUGUGUUAGUCGGGCGACGAAUUCUUCAUGAUUCCGAUUACUCCGGUCGUAUUACAGGGUUCCGUUUGUAUCUGUGCAUUGUCCUUAGGAGGGGGUAUUGGAUGAGAGAAUUUGAUAGAAUAGAAUAUAAUGGAAUUGAAGACAUAAGCUAUAGAUUUUAGAGUAUUGCAAAAGAUUUUUAACAGAAUGGAACAGAAUAUCAAUUCUUAUAUUUCAAUUAAAAAGCCACGACGAAAAGAACAUAUUAAUUCUUCAAUAAUUUAUCUUUCGUUCCCACUAAGCGAAUGUUGGAGAGUUGACAAACCAAUGCAAGCUUUUGAUAAUUACCCAGAAAUUUGAAGAACACAACUCACACGAAACUGUAUCAGAUCUUGAAAUUUCACUCAAACCAAAACCCCACACAUUAUCUAAUAAACCAAUAAUCAAAACCACACAUUGGCUAUCAACGACAUAAGUCGUAAAUCUAACAUGGAUUAGAGAUGAGAUCUCAUCAUAAUAAGCUUGUGGAUUAAAAACAAUUUGUGAUCAGUUCAGUUCUAAUGUGUGCACAUCCCACACACCACGUAUCAAAGUGACAAAGAUUCUCACGUAACGUUCAAAGGUGUAGAGACCCAGACCUAGAUUUGGAAAAAAAAAAAACAGAGUUCAAGGCUGGAACGAGAUGAUAGAGUUCAAUGUUGUCCACGAUAUUUUUUUCUAUCCAAAUCUCACCCCAAAACCUCAGAAUCUUUUCUUUACAUUUUACGCAUAGUUUUCUAUUAAAUUCUCGAUAAUUCAUGUUGUUAUAAAAUUUUACAAAACAUUCAAUAACACUUGAUUUUAAUAGAAUUAAGAAAUUAACAAUUUCAAUAACACUGGAAUUCAAAUUAUUUUAAAAGAAUGUUUAAAUAUACUUCGUUGAAUAACACAUGAAUUUAAAAGAAUCUAUAAAAUGUUGUUUUGAAUAACAGCAGAAUUCAACUUUCUUUUAAUUUCUCUCAUAUUCUUUUGUCCAAUACCCCCUCCUAAAAGUAAUCUUCUUUAGUCUUAUGAACUUUACUGGUAUUUGAUUUUAUGAGAUACAUACUCUAGUCGUUUACUAAUUAGACCAUGUCCAACCCAAGUAUGUUAAGCUAUUUCUUAGGAAUAAAGUACCAAAAAAUAAAUCAAUAAUCAUAAUUAGUGUAAGAAAUGUCUCUUGCUAACAGUUUUUGUGUGUGUUUCUUAUUGAAACGUGUUUAAUUGUGACUGGCUUGAGUUUGGGAAAAAAAAACCCAUGAAAGACUUGCAAACAAAUAAAAACACUCAUAUCUCUCUCUCGUUCUCUUGUCGAAACAACGAUCACUCUCUCGAUAUCUCUCUCACUCUCUUCUCGUCGCCGAUGGGCAAACUAAAGAACACAGAAUCGAGAAACAGAUAGUUUCUGUUCUACACCAACAAGCCGAGAGCAACACCCACAAGCCGAGAUCACCAACAACACCAACUCUAUGCAUUGGACAUGCUCUUACGCAGUUACAUUGGAGACUCUUCUUCUAUUCAAUCCUUGAGCUUGGUCGCCGCCAUCUCCUCUUGAUGUUAUAUUUUACGUGGUUCGCACCACUAUAAGCCACGUGUAUAUGUCGUCAGUUCCUCAGAGAACACUCUUCGCUUUCUCUCUCAACAUCUCUUCUCCUACCUCCUCGCUUCUCCGAUCAUCUUCUUCUCCUUACCUUACCUUUGCUCGUUCUCUUAACAGUUUCUCUCUCUCAGAUAUGCCUAAGAAGCAGAAAAAGAGAAGCCACGCAGAGCAUAAGUGGCAAUUAAAAACGGAGAUGGAUGCUCCAUCUAAAUCCAGUGAUCAUUCGGUAUCUGUUGUUGCAGAAGCAGUAAACAAUCAAUUUGGUGGGUUGAGUCUUGGGGAAAGCAACACUAAGGUUCCAGUCUUACCAAGUCAAAGUGCAAGCAACAAAAGUGUUCAAAAUCUAGUGUGGAAGCCUAAGUCAUGUGGAACAGUUAGUGGAUCAUCAUCGGCAAUACAAGUUGGUAAAACGUCAGCUGUCUCACAGACAUGUUUUUCGGGAAAUCCAAAAGCUGGUCUUAAUCUAAGCAAUUUUUGCGGAGGUAAAUUCUUGGAAAAUUUUACAGUGGACAAAUCGACUUACUGUCAUGCUCAGAUCAGAGCCACUUUCUAUCCAAAAUUUGAGAACGAAAAGACUGACCAAGAGAUAAGAACAAGAAUGAUUGAGAUGGUAUCUAAAGGAUUGGCAACACUGGAGGUAUCUCAAAAGCAUUCAGGCUCUCUCUUUAUGUAUGCCGGUCACAAUGGGGGAGCAUAUGCAAAGAACAGCUUUGGUAAUAUUUAUACUGCGGUUGGUGUUUUUGUUCUUUCACGAAUGUUCAGGGAGGCUUGGGGAACUAAGGCUCCAGAGAAAGAGGCAGAGUUUAAUGAUUUUCUUGAGGAAAAUCGCAUGUGCAUAUCUAUGGAACUGGUAACUGCUGUUCUUGGAGAUCAUGGCCAACGCCCACUGGAUGAUUAUGUGGUAGUGACGGCCGUUACCGAGUUAGGUAAUAGUAAGCCCAAGUUCUAUUCAACUUCUGAACUUAUUGCUUUUUGCCGGAAAUGGCGUCUACCAACAAAUCACGUGUGGCUGUUUUCCACAAGGAGAUCAGUGACCUCUUUUUUCGCUGCAUUUGAUGCACUCUGUGAAGAAGGGAUAGCAACCUCAGUCUGUAAGGCUCUUGAUGAAGUAGCUGAUAUUUCGGUUCCAGGCUCAAAGGACCAUGUUAAGGUGCAGGGUGAGAUAUUAGAGGGUCUUGUUGCGCGUAUCGUGAGCAGUCAGAGUGCCAGAGAAAUGGAAAAUGUCAUGAAAGAUCAUCCUCCACCACCCUGUGAUGGAGCCAAUCUUGAUCUGGGACUCAGUCUAAGAGAUAUAUGUGCUUCCCAUAGAUCUAAUGAGAAACAGCAAAUGAGAGCACUUUUAAGCAGUGUUGGGCCAAGUUUUUGCCCCAGUGACUUGGAUUGGUUUGGAGAUGAAUCUCAUCCGAAAAAUGCUGACAAAUCUGUUAUAACAAAAUUCCUGCAAUCUCAGCCUGUAGAUUAUUCAACUAGUAAAUUACAGGAAAUGGUACGCUUGAUGAAGGAAAAGCGUCUUCCAGUCGCAUUCAAGUGUUACCAUAAUUUUCAUAGAGCUAACGACAUUUCGUCUGACAACCUAUUCUAUAAAUUAGUUGUCCAUGUGCACAGCGAUUCAGGAUUUAGGCGUUACCAAAAAGAGAUGAGGCACACACCUAGUUUGUGGCCUUUAUAUCGAGGUUUCUUUGUUGAUAUUAAUUUGUUCAAGUCAAAUAAAGGGAACGAUCUGAUGGCUCUUAAAAGCAUUGAUAAUGCGGUCAAAGAUGCCAGUGAAAAUGAUGGUCAACGAGGAAAUGAUGGUUUGGCUGAUGAUGAUGCUAACUUAAUGAUCAAGUUGAAGUUUCUUACAUACAAGUUGAGAACCUUUUUGAUCCGUAAUGGCCUAUCAGUUCUAUUUAAAGAGGGGCCAGCAGCUUACAAGACCUACUACCUCAGGCAAAUGAAAAUUUGGGGUACGUCAGAUGGAAAGCAGAAAGAAAUUUGCAAGAUGCUUGAUGAAUGGGCUGCUUACAUAAGAAGAAAGUGUGGGAAUGAUCAGCUAUCUUCAUCAACAUACUUAAGUGAAGCUGAGCCAUUCCUGGAACAGUACGCGAAACAAAGCCCAAGAAAUCAGAUUUUGAUUGGGUCUGCUGGGAACCUAGUGAGAACUGAGGACUUCUUGGCCAUUGUUGACGGUGAUCUAGAUGAAGAAGGCGAUAUUGUGAAGGAAGGAGUAACACCAGCUACUCCUGAGCCAGCUGUGAAUCAAGCUGUCCACAAGGAUGAGGGGUUAAUUGUAUUCUUUCCAGGGAUUCCUGGUUGUGCUAAAUCUGCACUUUGCAAGGAGUUAUUAAACUCCCCAGGAGGCUUUGGAGAUGAUCGGCCAGUGCACACCCUGAUGGGUGAUCUUGUCAAAGGAAAAUAUUGGCCAAAGGUUGCUGAUGAACGUCGUAAAAAACCACAAUCGAUUAUGUUAGCUGAUAAAAAUGCCCCAAAUGAAGAUGUCUGGAGACAGAUCGAAGACAUGUGUCGGAGAACUAGGGCUUCUGCAGUUCCAAUCGUUGCUGAAUCUGAAGGAACCGAUACAAAUCCAUACUCACUUGAUGCCUUGGCUGUUUUCAUAUUCCGUGUACUUCAACGAGUUAACCAUCCGGGAAAGCUCGACAAGGCAUCUAUAAAUGCAGGCUAUGUGCUAUUGAUGUUUUAUCACCUUUAUGAGGGAAAGAACCGUAAGGAAUUUGAGAGUGAAUUAAUUGAGCGUUUUGGCUCCCUCGUCAAGAUGCCACUGUUGAAAAUAGAUAGGAAUCCUAUUCCUGAUCCUGUCAAAUCAGUUCUUGAGGAGGGCAUAGAUUUGUUCAGUCUCCACAGUAGAAGACAUGGGAGACUCGAGUCAACGAAAGGAACAUAUGCAGCAGAAUGGACCAAAUGGGAGAAACAACUACGAGAUACUUUAGUUGCAAAUUCUGAAUAUCUCAACUAUAUUCAGGUUCCAUUUGAGUCUGCAGUUCAUCAAGUGCGGGAAGAGCUCAUAAGAAUCGCAAAGGGUGAAUACAAACCUCCAAGUUCAGAGAAAACAAAACAUGGGUCUAUUGUUUUCGCUGCCAUCAACUUGCCUGCUACUCAAGUUCAUAGUCUUCUUGAAACGUUGGCCGCAGCACACCCAACAGUGAGAUCUUUUCUAGAGGGAAAGGAAAAGAGAAUACAGGAAAAGCUUGAACGGUGUCACGUGACGCUUGCCCACAAGAGAAGCCACGGUGUAGCAGCUGUAGCCAGCUAUGGCCAACACUUGAACAGAGAGGUACCUAUAGAGCUCACAGAGUUCAUCUACAACGACAAGAUGGCUGCUCUAACUGCCCAUGUCGGAUCUGUGGACGGGGAGACCAUAAUCUCCAAGAACGAAUGGCCGCAUGUUACCUUGUGGACUGCGGAAGGCGUUACUGCGAAAGAGGCCAACACAUUACCUCAGCUGUACUUAGAAGGAAAGGCGAGCUGCUUGGUGAUAGAUCCUCCAGUCUCAGUUUCAGGUCCUCUGGAGUUUUUCUGAAAAAACUUUAACAUGGAAGUUGCUCUCUCUUCAGUUGCUUGUGGAAUGGAAAUACAGAUUAGUUUUGUUAAUUGUUAUAAUAAACUGUUUCCAUUGUCAUAAGAUUUUGAGGUUAAUAUAUGUUAAUUAUGUA